This is a messenger RNA of Pleurotus ostreatus (oyster mushroom), 2802 nucleotides long. It is a transcript of the gene MSH5, whose product is annotated as MutS protein msh5. Gene Ontology annotation, cellular component: nucleus. Gene Ontology annotation, molecular function: ATP binding; ATP-dependent DNA damage sensor activity; mismatched DNA binding. Gene Ontology annotation, biological process: mismatch repair; chiasma assembly. Lineage: Eukaryota; Fungi; Basidiomycota; Agaricomycetes; Agaricales; Pleurotaceae. The transcript is spliced from 29 exons. Bases 1 to 2802 code for a protein of 933 amino acids. The record is from RefSeq and is a predicted model, not a curated record.
AUGCCCCCUAAGCGUCGAUUCUACAAGCGUCGACCCAAACACAAGACCCCGAUCCCUGAUGAUAUUACUGAAUCUGAGUCGCUUGCUACGCCCUCCGACGUCCAUAAGGCAAAGAAGGUAAAGUGGAGAGAACAGGAAGACCCCGAUACCCCAGGAAAGGCAACGGCGAGCCAUGCCGACUCUUCCGACGAAGAGGAUUUGGUUGUUGCCGAGAAGGUUUGCCUCACCGCGUUCUGCCAAUACGGUCGUCUUGGGUGCGCCUACUACGACCCUGUGAAACGUAUCAUCUAUGCUCUCGAAGACACACAAGAAGGAUCGCACUACGACUUGAUCAAAAUGGUCCUUGAGCAAGCCUCUGCGGAUGUUAUUCUUACAAGUUCUCGGUCGGAUGACGGGUUUAUCGACUGUCUACAGGAACAUAGUAUCGGAACCUCAAGCACGUUUCAGAUACGUCCUCACAAAGACUUCACCCCUCAAAAGGGUCGUGAUCGACUACAGUCCUUGGAGCUUCUAGCUCAAGUUCCCGGUGGCAACCACGAGCAAGGCUCUUCCGACGAUUCCGAGUCUACCAUGAGCUCAGGCUUGCCUGCCCGAAAUGCGUACGAUUUUAUGAAACGCCGCGGUGCCCCCGUCGGGGAUCCAACUCGUCGCAGGUGGGGGGCCUCCAUACGGAUGUCUAACUUCGUUGCUGCAGACUCGUCACCCUUAUGCAUGUCCUCUAUUGGUGCGCUUAUUGACCAGCUCGUUCGUGAAAGGAUAGCGAGAGAUUUAGACGACGACCCAUUGGCUGCUAUCGACGUCAGAGAUAUCGAAGCCCUCACUCUAACUGAAGAAAUGCACAUCAAUGCGGACGCUCUAUUCUCUUUGCAAGUAUUCGAGAAUGAGAGUCACGCUUCAAUACACUCGAACCGUUCAAAAGAAGGGCUAUCGUUAUUCGGCAUAUUGAAUACAACUCACACAACCCUAGGCCGCUCACUACUAAGGACCUGGUUCCUUCGCCCGUCUCUUUCUAUCCCCGUGAUAACGGCCCGUCACGACGCUGUGGAGUGCUUGAACAAUCCAGAAAACCUGUUGACGUCCGGUGUGAUGCGUAAACACCUCAAAGGGAUCAAGAACAUGCCUCAGAUCAGCAAUACCCUCAAAGUUGGUAGAGCCAAGUUGUCCGAUUGGCAAGGGUUGGUGAAAUUCACUUUCCAUGCUACGAUGCUGAGAGAAGCGAUCUCUGAGCUCCAACACGGUGCACACGUUCCGGUCGUGAAGAAGCUUAUCGAAGCCUUGGAUGUGUCGAGUUUCAAAGAACUCGGGACGGCAGUAAAUGAAAUAAUCGAUUGGGAAGAGUCCGCCUCCACAGGACGUGUCUGUGUACGGCCACAAAUCGAUGAAGAACUCGAUAGCCGAAAACAUGUUUACUACGGGAUUGAUGCAGUCCUGUCCCAAGUGGCGGGAGAGAUUUGCAGCAAAGUGCCUGAGCGCUAUACGUCGUUGAACGUUGUGUAUUUCCCCCAGUUAGGUUAUCUUAUAUGUGUUCCGAUGCUUGAAGAAUGGAAAGGCGAAGGGGGCAUUGAGGCCAUUGACGGAUGGGUCUUUCAAUUCUCUUCUAAUGACUACGUGUAUUUUAAGUCACAAGAAAUGCGCGACAUGGAUACCCAUAUCGGUGAUCUCCACUCUGCGAUAGUUGAUCGCGAAAUAGAGGUAAUUCAAGACCUCCUCGAGCGCAUCCUUGUACACAUGGAUGGCAUCAAUCACGCUUGUGACGUCUGUGCCGAGCUCGACUGUUUGCUCGCGUUCGCUCAAGCAUCAAUUGCCUACAACUACAAGAGACCUUACAUGGUGGACGAGAACAUCAUCGAUAUUUCACAGGGCAGACAUCCUCUGCACGAACAGAUUGUGGAUACGUUCGUCCCUAACGACUGUUAUGUAUCAGGAUCAAAGGGCUUCAAUGUGCGCCGUGGCGUAGACGAAGGUCACAGCAUUAUUCUGUGCACUGGGGCAAAUGGAUGCGGCAAGAGCGUAUACCUAAAACAGAUAGCGUUAAUCCAGUACAUGGCGCAAAUUGGGUGCUUCGUCCCAGCCGAAUCGGCAACCCUAGGAAUAGUGGAUAAAAUUUUCACCCGCGUAUCGACUAGGGAGUCCGUCUCUAAAGCACAGUCUUCCUUUAUGAUUGACCUCAACCAGGUCUCUCUCGCUCUACGCAAUAGCACCGAGAGGUCUCUGAUACUUUUGGACGAAUUCGGAAAAGGAACACUAUCUACUGAUGGCGCUGGCCUUUUUUGCGGAGUUAUCCACCAUCUGUUAAGCAGGGGCACCGGUUGUCCGAAGGUAUUGGCUGCAACUCACUUCCACGAUGUGUUCCAUCAAGAUAUCAUGGAUGCCAAUACGCUGCCCAUCACUUUCCUUCAUAUGCAGAUCAUGUUUGUGCCUGCAGAUGGAGAUGCUUUCACGCUCGGAUCGCACGAGUCUCAGUCCUUACAGCGGAUGACGUAUCUCUAUCGUGUUGCUCCUGGCCUUUCCACCGAGUCUCACGCAGCCAAAUGCGCUGAAGUUUGCGGGCUACCGUUGCGCUACGUCCAGAGGGCGCAGUACGUUAGUGAGCUAAUUUCAAGACACGAGAUAGUUCAAUUACUCGAUGAAGAAAUGACGGAAGAGGAAAGACGGGAGUUGGAGGAUGCUGAGGCAGUGUGCAGGAGAUUUAUCGCUUGGGAUCUAGAAGCAGAAGCAGCAGACCCAAGUGACAUACACGGAAAACUGGCAACAGUGCUAGGGAUUGCUUUGGAUGACGACGGGACCUCCGAAGAUCGUUGA